Haliotis rubra (blacklip abalone) is the source of this 4696-nucleotide messenger RNA. RefSeq lists its product as uncharacterized. Gene Ontology annotation, molecular function: metal ion binding; ubiquitin-protein transferase activity. The record is from RefSeq and is a predicted model, not a curated record. The coding region runs from base 150 to 3662 and encodes 1170 amino acids. Lineage: Eukaryota; Metazoa; Mollusca; Gastropoda; Lepetellida; Haliotidae. Gene Ontology annotation, biological process: protein ubiquitination. The transcript has 20 exons.
UGUAUUGCAGUUCUGUGAUGAUGUGUUCUACUUUCAGUCUUGCUGUGUCCUGUUCCCUCACCAGGAAACACAUUUGGUUGUGUCGCUAGCUCUGUUGUCAGUAGUCAAAUGUAUGGUCUCUGUCACUAUUUCGGAAAUCGUGGUACAGAAUGGACAUGCGUCGGCGAAGCGACCCUCGACUCUACUUCCGGUACACCGACCCUCCUGACCCGUCGGAUGACCCUCCCAGACUGUGUCUGCUUGAUGUGUGCGUCAACAUCGAUCUGCUUGAAGCUCUCAAGGAACAUCAGGACGUUAAAGAUUAUGGCGUUCUUCUUCGCAUUCACUGGGACGAGACAGGAAACCCUGAUGUAGACAUGUCAACCCUCACACUCUCGCAGGUACCGACUGAUAGUUCCUCAGGUGUUCUCAACACUGAUUACGCCAUAGGAAUUUCCACUAAUCACACUGUCUUGGAGAACUUCAUUACAAAAAUGUUCGCAACGUACAAUAUGAAACUGGUCGCGGUUCAGUACCCUCCAAUGGUGCUGACAUUUAAACACGGCCUUGAUUCCGGCAUCAGUAGGUUAACUUCAGAUAAAACCAGACUGCAUGGCUUUGUGAAAGAACUCAUUACGCAGUGCACAGUCGCCAAGCACCAGAUGCAGUUGAAGAUAAACAUGAAGAGAGGGUCUAAGGUAGUGUUGUCCCAGAGACACGCCUGUGGAUGUUUUGGACAUGAGCAAGGUAGCGACGGAGAUUCGUGUGCUCUUCAGGCUGACAACAGCAGCCAGACGGACGAAAACCAUUAUGCAAGCAUGUCAAGUCUUUCCACUAUGUGCGAUGACACAAUAGAAGUGGAUCACAAAGCUCCAUCAUCGGUAGAGGUGAGGUUUAAGACCGUGGAAAGCGAACUUGCCGAGCAGCGACACUUUAUGGAGUCUCAGUUCUAUGAACAAAAGGGACAAAACGAGGAAAUCAAAGCGGCUCUGUUACAAAUAUCAGAUGUUUUGGCACAGAAAGGUGAACAGGAGGAAUCCCGACGAAAAGAGGAACCCCAACUAGCUAAGGAUAUUCUUGAUGAACCAGAUUUAAUGCAAUUUUCUUUGGAAACGGAGCCAUCAAAAUCCGAAUCUAUAGGACCGCAGGAUGAGAGUGAGCACCAAACAGAAGUAAAGGUGCAGGGUAAGGGAGAGUCGCAAAGUGGAGAGGAACUUGUGGAGGAAGUCAACCGACAUCAAAUGAGAGACGAAUCAGAAGAAGAAGAGUCGAACGUAAAGGUGACAGAAGUGGAAGAAGAGAACAUGGUCAGUGAAGAGGAAGAAGAGAGUACGAAUGACGACGAAGAGGUUGAUGUAGAGAGUGAGUCAGGGGAAGAGUAUUCCGAAUAUCACUACCAAAAGCGCAAAGGACCUAUCAUCAAAGAAAUUGAUGGCAAUGAACUUAGAAGUUUGUCUCCUCCAAGAACGGAACAAGAAAUGCGUUUUAGAACUUCCAAACACAAGCCGACUGUUUACAACGGCACCAACAGUCGUUCGACUUACUAUUUAAUUGGGAAAUACCCACAAGCUUCACAACAUAACAGUCAAUCAUCUGUGAAACAAAAGCAACCAACCACAUACACAGGCAAUGUGUACAACGAUGACCUGUCAGGAGUGGAUCCUUACAAGAAUACAAGAUAUAAAACGCAUACGUGUCCUCUUCAUGGGAAUUAUUUUGCGACGCAGCAGACAGCUGCACCCCUCACUCGACCACAAAGACAAGCUGGAAGGAUGACAGGCAGCCACGCCGGGGACCUGGAUGAUUUUGGAUUAAGUGGACCGGUAAAUGAAGACCUCUGGAGUGAGAGAGACGUGUAUUCUGAUCUACAGACGGAUGAACUGAACUUUGACAUCAGCAGAAGGGAUCGCCGGAAGCAAGAAUCGUAUACCAUAGAUGGACAAGUGAUAAUGACCAAGACCCGACUAUGCGAUGAACCAAACGGAGAGCAGCGGAUGCAGACACUGUUGGAGAGCAUGGUUGGAGAGCAGGACAGCGCGGACAGCAGCAGAAUGUGGGAGAGUGUGGCGGAAGCUCAAUGUGAAGACUCGAGCACUGUACCCAGCGUAGAGGCCGCCCUGGACACCGUCAUCUGUAUCGACACAUCGGACAGCGUGAAGGGAGAAGCAUUCCAGCAAAUAACCACCAUUCUCCACGACUUCAUAAACGGCAUUGAGGAUAUCGCGGAACAAUACGAAAUGGAGGAAAAUAUCGCCCUGGUUACUUUUGGAGGUCGUGCCCGAGUGCUACACCAACUGUCAAAUGACUACGGGAGUUUGAGGGAUGCUAUAGAUACCCUGAAGCCAGGAGGGCCAUCCCCGCUGAAUGAAGGGCUUCUGGUAGCGAUGACGUGCACAGGAAGAGGAGGAAUACUUAACAUCGGAGGCAGCCUGAAACUCCCACCAAGAUUUAUAAUCAUCACGGACGGUCUGGCCACAGGCACACUACCAGAGGCUGCGCAGGAUGGACAUGUGACUAGUGAACAGGAGAAGGCGGUCCUGACCCACACAUUCAGCCAGUUGAGACAGAGACAGCCCGGGGAUUAUGUGCCACACCCAGUUGUGGUGGUCCCAGUGGGUCGGUCCGAUAUGAGUUUCCUGCUGUCAAUGGGAAGGCUAUGUGGAGGUAUGCUGAUUGAGGGCAGCGCCAUCAGGAAGCUCUGCCGACAUCAACGGCUGCAUAAACUUGCUGGGGAUUCCUUGGAACUGAUCAGAGACAAACGCAUGGACUCUGCCAUGUUUGAAGACUUGAGGUCAAGGCAACUGACCAUCCAGCUUUCACCCGAUACUAAACAGGACGAGAUGGAGGACGUUAGAGACCUUACACAGGAACAUCUAUACAAAGUGGCCAUUGUUUACGGUUCCAAAUACUCGUUUGCGAACAUAUACGAAGCUCCAAGUCUCCCCUCUUUGGGUACACGAGUAGUGCGCAGCCAAGACUGGGUGUGGGGCAACCAGGAUACGGAAGGGGCGGGAACGAUCAUUAAUCACGGACUGGACGCCAAGUACGUGUGGGUAUACUGGGACAGCGGCCAUCUUAAUGUGUACAGAUUUGGUCAAAAUGGAUGCUAUGACGUCACUGAGGUACAUGACCAACCGCGAGUCCUGGACGGCGGCGGAAACGUUGACGUCGGCUUGCAAGUAGAGAGAGGUCCUGAUUGGCACAUGACGUAUGGAGACCAGGAUGGCGGUCGUGGCGGUACAGGUGCCAUCAUCAGAGUAAACAUGGAUGGGAAAGUCAUGGUGCGGUGGCAGAACGGAAAUAUAUAUGUAUACAGGUUCGGGGAAACCAACAAAUUUGAUUUAUCUAUCCGAGAUCCUGUCGCUUGUCUUCUUGAGUCAACAGCUAAACCAGAUGGUGAACAGCCAGCAAGACAUGAACAGUUGUCGAGGACUGGACCAGAACAACACAUAGCCCGAGUGGCUGACAGCUAUCUGUGGCAGAGGGAGGACAAGCAGCGAGGGUGGCAGGACUACUCUCCGUCCGACAGUGACAGAAUAACUUCAGCCUACAAGAAACGUUCUGAAGGUUCUUGCCUGCUUCAGAGAAACAAUGAAAGCUACAGAGUUAUGUUCAAGUCUAUGCAAGAAAAGUCAAUUACAAACCAGUCAACCGUUCGGAUCAGGAAACGAGCUAUAGAAUGAUCGAGGGGACCAGUCUGAUGUUUUCGUAGUACGCCAACAAGAGCUUUUCAUUUAAUCAUUUCGUGUGCUCAGACCGUAAUUAGAGUGCAGUGAUAAACUGACCUGUCGCUAAUCAAACCCCAGUACAGGAUGGUAAGCUUUCCUUCCUGCUGCUGUCACAGCGACAGUCAUGAUUCAUUUUAGUUGUGUACAAUGUGUUUGGUCAGUGCUAAAAUAAUCACAUGUCAGUUUUAUUUGUGAACACUAAAAAAUGCCUAUAAACCUUUAAUGUACGUGUACACGUAACAGUGACUGAUUACACGACUCAAAGCAUGCAUCAAUGUAUCACUGAGCACAAACGUUUAAGUUUAGCCUAGAUGAUAUCCUAGAAUAAAACUACACAAAACCUAUAUCUUACACAUUACUACAUAUUUGUGUUUAAUUUUAUGCAAAUAUUCCAUAUAGAUUAUGAGCUGACAUGCUGCAACAUUCUUGUAUUUCACAUAAACGUUCAAAGCUUAGUUGUCAUGUAAUAUAGUCACCAUAGACAUUGUAUAGGGACACAAAAUAAGAAUCUUUGGAGGAAAAGAAGCGGGGUUUACCUGAGAUUGUUGUGUUGUAGACAGGAUAUUUUUUUUUAUCUCUACAGUUCAUGUCAGUUAAUUCUCUGAAGGGUGUAGCCAAACAAUUUCAUUCCUUUUUACGACAUAUUUGAUUCAGGACAUCAAGCACGUCCCAAAACAUUGUUCCGUUUUUUCAAAUAUUUUUUGCAUUUUGUCCUCACAAUAGUAACGACGGAUUUUUUCUGGGAUUGUUUCAAUCGUAUUUUAUUGUCCAAAAAGACAACGGAAUUGGACACAAGUGCACUACUUACUGUCGCCUUCUCCCCAUCUGUUAGAUAACUGGUUAUGAUUUAGAAUCAUGUGCGCUAUUAUUCUUAUGACCACAUGCUUUAUCAUUGCGUUAUGCUUUUGUCGAUUUUUCCUAAUUGCAAAUGAACAAACAUAUAUUAUGUAUUUUUCAAUCUAUGCGUGAAAUAAAGAUGAAACAUUGAA